AUGACGAGCGAUUGGAUUUUUACCGAGCAGGAGAUGCGCUCUACGCCUUCGAUACGUGAUGGCAUGAAGUACGCAGACGAGCUUAUCUUUCGUCGUAACGCCUGUGACUUUAUUGAGAAGAUGGCAAAGGCUUUGGACUUGCCGAAGCUUGCUCAGAUCAGUGCAGACAAUUUCCUUCAUCGCUUUUACAUGCGGCAGUCACUUGUACGCUACGACAAGUUUUUGGUUGCAGCUGCAUGUGUACUACUUGGCUCUAAGGCUGAAGAAAGCCCGAAGAAGAUUGGUUACGUUGCCAAGGAAUACAUUGCUGUACGCAAAAUUGUGGAGAAAGACCAGGUGUUUGCUAUUCAGAAGCACGAACCGCAAGUUAUUGCGAGCAAGAUCAUCUCGAUGGAGGGUGUAGUUUUACACAAUUUAACGUACGAGCUGACACUGACGCAUCCGUACAAGUACAUUAACGAGAAGGUAGACAAGGUGGUGCGUCUACAGCAUCUGAGUGAACAGGAGGCUAAGGUCCAGAGCAGCAAGAUCAAGCAAGUGGCGUGGUCUUUUUUGAAUGACAGUGCCUAUACGGUGGCGUGUUUACGACUUGAGUCGGUGGAACUGGCAGCUGGUGCAGUGUACCUAGCGGGCCUCUACGAGAGCUACGUGCCAGAGGAUUUGUGUACUGUUAAUGGCCAGCCAUGGUGGAGUGCGUUGACGACUCCUCUUCAUACCUUGCAAGAUGCGGCUCGCUACUUGCUCAACGCUUACACGGCGCCGUACAUCAAAACGAACGUGCUUGCAGCUGGAUUGUCGAAGUUAGUCUAUUUGUUUCAUCCACCAAAGCCGGUCGAGAGCCCCGCGUCGUUCGUAGAAUUGGACGUCGUGGUGCUAGAACACUCGUCGCCCAUGGUAUCUUCGCCGAUGGACUCCGCUGCGUGCGUGACGUCUCCGGAGUGUGGUAAUAGCCAAGGCCGAUCACCGUCUGACCACGACUUUGACCACGACGUCAAGUUGCAUGUCAAGGAUAGUAAGGAAAGCCUCCGCGAGGUCGCGCAGGUUCCUGCGGCGCCCGCAUUGCUGCUGGACAGUUUCCCUAUUGCCAACGAUAGAUCAAGUGCUGACAAGUUGUUGGGAAGCACUGCAGCAAUGCGAGCGGCGAGCAGUGGAAAAGUCGUUGCGCGCAAACGCGGUAAGGAUGCCGAAAACAUGUUUUGUUCCGGAAAGAAGAUGAAGUACUGCAUGUAA
Messenger RNA from Peronospora farinosa, 1230 nucleotides. Lineage: Eukaryota; Oomycota; Peronosporomycetes; Peronosporales; Peronosporaceae. The record is from the annotation of a GenBank genome assembly.